This is a messenger RNA of Eptesicus fuscus (big brown bat), 1986 nucleotides long. RefSeq names its product dynein axonemal assembly factor 8 (gene DNAAF8). The transcript has 10 exons. Gene Ontology annotation, cellular component: dynein axonemal particle. The record is from RefSeq and is a predicted model, not a curated record. Bases 146 to 1555 code for a protein of 469 amino acids. Gene Ontology annotation, molecular function: dynein complex binding. NCBI's taxonomy places the organism in Eukaryota, Metazoa, Chordata, Mammalia, Chiroptera, Vespertilionidae.
CAAGGGGGCGAGAGCAACCGGAGGGACGCGCUGGAGGCUGGGUAUAGCCCUGUCAGGACAGCGUUGGGAGGGGAGGCCGAGGCGGAGGCCUGAGGGUUCCUUGGAUGAUGGCACACUGAGAAACUUCCUCUGAGCCCAGACCCCCAUGGCAUCCCAAGACAAAGAUGUGGAGCCCUCACUGCCCUCUCCACGGGCCUCCCAGAUGGGACCCUGGGAGGCCAUUCUGGAGGCUGUCAGGGAGCAGCUUCCGUCUCUGGACUCGGAUUCCUCUUUGUCAGACUGCGGAGAAGAGGAGCUGUUCAUCUACCAGCGAAAUCAAACCACCUUGAUUCCAGACUUGUCAGAGGAGCUGGCUGAAGACCCUGAUGGGGCCUGGGUUGCUCCGGCCAACAGGUCUCCUCCUGAGGUCAGUGGAAUGCAGGCUCCAGGGAACCGGCUGGCAGAACAGGGUGUGGGACCACUUGUGGCACCUGUGGAGUUCUCAGCAGAGCCCUGGGGUGAAUGGAAUGUAAGGAUGAAGGAAGGGAAGGACCCUGGCCAGCCCUUGGAGAGCGGUGGUGAGAGCAGCUCUCUUAGGAUGCCUGAGGAGACCCCCACAUGGCAGGAAGGUGACCUUGGGGAAGGUGACCUUCUCCCAGGAGAAGACCUGAGGAUGGACCCAAAUGCUGUCCCCAGUGUUCAGAAGGGCUCAGACUCUGCAAACCGGAGAGCCCUCCGAAAAGAGAGAAGGAAGAUGAUCGAGAGAGACCUACUUCAUAAAGUCACCUGGGGUGCCAGGGACCCCGCCUGCAGUGACCACAGUCAAGUGAAGGAGACACCCUGUGAAUCUGCAUCCACAGGUCCGAGACCAGGGACGCCACCACAGGGGCCCCGGGAAGGCCUGCCAGUGCUCUCCCUCCAGCAACUUGAAGAGUGGGAUUUGGAUCACAUCCUUCAGAGUCUAGCUGGACAAGAAGACGACCGGGGAGAUGGAGCACCUAGAGGAGUGUGGUGGGCAGCUGAUCACCUCCAGGGCCCAGGUCAUGCCGAGCCCAGUGCCCAGGACAGGCUCAUGGAACAGCUCACUCUCCUGUGUGCCACGCAAUUCAGAGCCUCUUCCUCUGCCUGGAAGAUGCCUGCUGACAUGCCCCCGGACAAUGAGCAGCUGGAGGUCAGAAGCAGAUGUGCUUUGACGGAGCUGGGCUUCCAGGCCGAGCUGAGUCAGCGUCGGCUAAGGAACCCAGCGGAGCCUCCCACCACCUUCAUCGACCUGAGGCCCACAGAGCCAUCAAACCAGGGGUCAUUGGAAAGCCCCAGCUCCGGCUCCAGCUCCAGCACCAGCUCCUCUGACAGUGAGGAGGCAGGGGAAGAGGAGACAGCUGCUCGGAGAGACUGGCAAGGCCCAGCGGGGCUACGGGACUGUACUGGGAAAAGUCAGCUUCUCCAGCAGCUCAGGGCUUUUCGGAAGGGGAUGGCUCAGCCCCAGUGGCCUGCCAACAAGGUUCCUAGCAGCCAGAAGGCUCCUGAAGAUACAGCUGGAUCUGGGACUGGGAGGAAGCAACAUGUAACACUCUGACAGGUGCUUUUGCAGUGCAGGGCCUCUCAGACUGGAUCCGUCAUCUAGCCCUCUGUUAGAAUUUGGUCAGAAUAUUUUUAUGCAUUUACAGCAGAGAUCCCAGCACUUAUACAUUGUACAGCAUGAAGACAACACAGGUGACCCUAAUCCUCUGAGAGGGCAUGGAAGGAAAACCCAUGAAGACAAUGGUUUUGUUCUGAUCGUGGAACUGCGAGCCUUUACAUCUUUGUCCAUUUCUGCAUUUUUUCCAUUAAUGUACAUCUGUUAUUUUCAUCAUACAAGGUCUUUUUAAAAACUGUAAAACAUACUUAGAGACUUUCAGGGUGGAAAGGGUCUUGAAAGAGUAUUUAGCCUGAUUUUCUGGGUCCCUGGAUACUCGCUAGUUUGUGUACUUACCACACCAUACACACAUUAAAUGAACUCUUGAAAUU